Messenger RNA from Ostertagia ostertagi, 288 nucleotides. NCBI's taxonomy places the organism in Eukaryota, Metazoa, Nematoda, Chromadorea, Rhabditida, Trichostrongylidae. The record is from the annotation of a GenBank genome assembly.
AUGGACAGCCUUCGGGUCGCGAUUCUUUCGCUUAUGCUAGUUGUCGCUGUUCUGUCUCAGGAUUAUGAGGUAUUGACGGAGGGCAAGCGAGCAGUCAUGGAUCCACACGCCUUCCGCAUGUCGUUUGGAAAGCGAUUCUCUGGAGGACGAAACAUUGACCCUAAUGCAUUCCGCAUGAGCUUUGGAAAGCGAAGUGUCCAUGGGUCGGACGACUGGAAUGAAUACGCCAAGGAAGCCGAAAAGAGGAUGGAUACGAAACACUACUAUAUAGGACUGGGAAAGCGCUAA